Molecule: messenger RNA, 885 nt
Organism: Fusarium mangiferae
Lineage: Eukaryota; Fungi; Ascomycota; Sordariomycetes; Hypocreales; Nectriaceae
Product: SPE-3 spermidine synthase
Exons: 4
Coding region: 1-885 (294 amino acids)
Biological process (GO): spermidine biosynthetic process
Cellular component (GO): cytosol
Molecular function (GO): spermidine synthase activity
Source: RefSeq, a predicted model, not a curated record
AUGUCUUCUGAGGAGAUCACCCACCCUACCAUCAAGGAUGGCUGGUUCCGAGAGAUCUCGGACAUGUGGCCCGGCCAUGCCAUGACCCUCCGCGUCGAGAAGGUCCUCGUCCACGAGAAGAGCAAGUACCAGGAUGUCCUCAUCUUCAAGUCCACCGACUUCGGCAACGUCCUGGUCCUCGACAACGUUAUUCAGUGCACCGAGCGUGACGAGUUCUCCUACCAGGAGAUGAUCGCGCACCUCGCCCUCAACUCCCACCCCAACCCCAAGAAGGUUCUUGUCAUUGGCGGUGGUGACGGCGGUGUUCUCCGCGAGAUCGUCAAGCACGAUUGCGUUGAGGAGGCAACCCUCUGCGACAUCGACGAGGCUGUUGUCCGCCUCUCCAAGGAGCACCUCCCUUCCAUGGCCUGCGGCUUCGACCACCCCAAGUCCAAGACCCACAUUGGCGAUGGCUUCAAGUUCCUCAACGACUACAAGAACGAGUUCGACGUCAUCAUCACUGACUCAUCCGAUCCCGAUGGUCCCGCCGAGGCUCUCUUCCAGAAGAGCUACUUCCAGCUCCUCCACGACGCUCUCCGUGAGGGCGGUGUCAUUACUACUCAAGGUUCCGAGAGCCCCUGGCUUCACCUCCCCCUCAUCACCCGCCUCAAGAAGGAUUGCCAGGCUAUCUUCCCCGUCGCCGAGUAUGCCUACACCACCAUCCCUACCUACCCCUCCGGUCAGAUUGGCUUCAUGGUCUGCUCCAAGGACCCCAAGGCCGAUGUGAAGACACCUCUCCGAUCCUGGACCAAGGAGGAGGAGGACGCCAAGUGCCGAUACUACUCUGCUGAGAUCCACAAGGCCAGCUUCGUCCUUCCCAAGUUCGCCCAGAAGGCUCUUGAGUAA